Lotus japonicus is the source of this 2017-nucleotide messenger RNA. RefSeq names its product solute carrier family 40 member 2-like. Bases 115 to 1686 code for a protein of 523 amino acids. The transcript is spliced from 10 exons. Lineage: Eukaryota; Viridiplantae; Streptophyta; Magnoliopsida; Fabales; Fabaceae. The record is from RefSeq and is a predicted model, not a curated record. Gene Ontology annotation, cellular component: membrane. Gene Ontology annotation, biological process: iron ion transmembrane transport. Gene Ontology annotation, molecular function: iron ion transmembrane transporter activity.
UUCAUUGAAGUCGUCAUUGUGGACACGUCAAUGAGAGAAAUUGCAAUGCAUGUUGCUUGGUUGAGCUAAACAUUCCAUUGUGAUCUUCUUCCUCACAGUCAAAAGGAGUCUGAUAUGGAAGAAAGCGUCAAAUUGAGGGAGCCUCCGCUAGUUCAACAACAAGAAACAGCAACACCAUCUUCUCUAAUCACUUACUUGUACAUUGGCCACUUCUUUGUUAGAUGGGGUGCCAGAAUGUGGGAAUUCUCUGUUGGUUUAUAUAUGAUCAAUAUCUGGCCAGACUCAUUGCUCUAUGCAGCAAUAUAUGGUGCUGUUGAAUCUGCCUCCACUGCACUGUUUGGUCCCUUAAUUGGAACAUGGAUUGAUAAGUUGAGCUAUGUGAAGGUUUUGCAAUUGUGGUUGGUGACACAAAAUCUCUCUUUCAUUAUUGCUGGGGCCACUGUAGUUGCCUUGCUUGUUCACUCAUCUUUGAAGUUUACUAAUUUCUCAGCUUUCAUAUUGCUGGUGUCGUUAACCAAUAUCUGCGGUGGCAUAGGGGUACUUUCAAAUCUUGCUGGUACCAUCUUGAUUGAAAGAGAAUGGUUGUUAGUUAUAUCAGAAGGUCAACCGCCAGAAUUUCUGACAAAGAUGAAUUCAGUUAUCAGACGCAUUGAUCUAAGUUGCAGGCUUCUUGCUCCUGUUAUAACUGGGUUCAUAAUAAGCUUUGUAUCCCUAGAAGCAUCUGCUAUAGCUCUAGCGCUCUGGAACACUAUCUCUGUUUGGGUAGAGUAUUGGCUUUUUACAUCAGUGUAUAAUGGGAUUCCAGGUUUGGGCCAAAGUAGCCAGAGGAGGAUGGCAAGACUUUCAAAAGGUGACCUACAAAGAAAGAGUUCAACUUUAGAGGGAGAUAGGUUGCUUACUGUGUCUGGUGGCAACUCAGAAUUGCCAAAUAGACAAAGCAGCAAAAAAAUUUCUGAGUGGAUUUUAGAGAUCCCUUAUCUUGAUGCAUGGAGAGUUUAUUUACAGCAACAAGUUGUCCUACCUGGAAUAGCUCUGGCUUUGCUAUUUUUCACUGUACUCAGCUUUGGAACUUUGAUGACAGCCACCUUACAUUGGGAAGGCAUACCUGCAUAUGUUAUUGGAAUAGGACGAGGAAUAAGCGCUUCAUUUGGAAUCGCUGCAACAGUUGUAUAUCCUAUGCUGCAUAUAUCGACUAUUAGAACUCAACUUUGGUCUAUCUGGUCUCUGUGGAUUUGCCUCCUCCCUUGUGUAGCUGCAAUAUGGAUAAAAAAUGGAUUUUUAUCAUCUUAUAUUUUGAUGGGAAGUGUGGCUAUAUCUCGGGUUGGACUGUGGAUGUUUGACUUGUCUGUACUUCAACAAAUGCAGAACCUUGUUCCAGAAUCUGAUCGUUUGAUUGUUGGAGGUGUUCAGAAUUCUCUGCAGUCAUUGAUGGAUUUAUUGGCCUAUGUUAUGGGAAUCAUAAUAUCUGAUCCACGGGACUUUUGGAAGUUGAUUUUUUUAUCAUUUCUGGCAGUUACAUUAGCUGCAUUCCUCUAUUGCAUCCAUGUAUACCACAUGCAGAAGCACAUCUUUCACUUUGACAGACUUGUGAGGGUAAAUAUGGAAGAAAAUCCAAGUUCAAAUUAUAAUCUAUCAGAUGAAGUUGACAUGUCAAUGAAUACACAUAUCAAUGAUGAGGUUACAUGAAGCACUCAACUCAAGUCCUUAAGGAGACUAUUGAAUUAAGAUUAGUAAAUCGAUCAAUGUACAGGUUGAGACAAUUUGAACGCAUGUGCCAUGUGGUAUAAUUACAUCAACGAGUAUCAGCUGAAGAAAUGUUAUAAAAGUGGUCCUAUAUAUUUACCCAUGCAUUUGGUUGUAUAUAGAGAUCUAAAACCGAGUUUGCCAACAUUUCUGUUUAUAUAUCAAUGGCUUAAAUAGCAUUUAAACUCUUGAAGAGCUUCAAAAAGUGUAUGUAGAUGUAAAUUUGUUACUCAUUUAAAUGUUUUAGGCUAAAAAUCACUUUUGGCUCCUGAUA